This is a messenger RNA of Etheostoma spectabile (orangethroat darter), 3135 nucleotides long. It is a transcript of the gene shoc1, whose product is annotated as shortage in chiasmata 1. Bases 20 to 2935 code for a protein of 971 amino acids. NCBI's taxonomy places the organism in Eukaryota, Metazoa, Chordata, Actinopteri, Perciformes, Percidae. Gene Ontology annotation, molecular function: single-stranded DNA binding; ATP hydrolysis activity. The record is from RefSeq and is a predicted model, not a curated record. Gene Ontology annotation, cellular component: condensed nuclear chromosome. The transcript has 16 exons. Gene Ontology annotation, biological process: resolution of meiotic recombination intermediates.
GCACACUGUUAACACAAACAUGGAAGUAAAACCUGCAACCUUAAUAUUUUCAAAACCUGCUGCUAUCACAAACACCAAUGAGGACGUUUCCGACAGGAGGUUUUUAGAAGUUGGGUUUCCUGCUCGUAAGAACGACGUUGACACAAGUAGAGACGACUGUAGGACAGAGCGGAGCGUCGUGUCCUCCAGAGACAAUCACAGAGGUCUGCUGGUUACGAAACAGCCAUCUGAGAAGGACCUGGACCCGUUGUCCACCUUCAUGAUCCUGAGAUCUCAGCAGUUGGCUCAGGUUACUGCAACACCCCAGAGCUCAACUCCAGCACCAAACGGGCACCAGCAAACACCACCAUCCGCGCAUCAUCAGCUCCCUCCAGAGCAGAUGCAAAGAUCAGAUCAGAGGCCCAUGCACAUAAGUGGUGCUGUCUCAGGAAUUGCCACCAGAGAGCAGAAAGCAGUCUUUCAGUCGAUGGGUCAACUCAUCAGUCAUCCUGUUCGUCAGUCCAUCCCUCAGGACAGACAGGACAGCAGAGUAGUCCAAGUCCAAGCUACCGAGAGCCAGCAGCAUGCCCACUGUGAGCUGCGGGCCUUUGCUCAGCCUUGUUUAAACUCUGCUCGACAGCUGGGGCUCAACUUCCCAAUAUUGGGAGACUUCAGCUGCCUGUCCCCGGACCAAACACACUUCCUUCUCAAACAGCAGGAGAAGGCGCUCUGCAGGACACAGAGCGCAGAGCUGGUCAGAGAUCAGAAAGUGCUUUUCGACCAGGCAGCUCUGAUUCAUGUGCUGGUGACAUUCAAGGAGCUGCUGCUGAAGUGCGACCUCAGUACUGCGUUGGAUUACCUGAUCAAGGCAGCUGAGGUGUGUGCUGAGCGGAGUCUGGAGCAGCUGGUGAAGAGGCUGCAGAUCCUCCUCUACCUCAAUCACAAGAACGAGGAGUGCAACCUCAAACUCCUGGAGCUGCAGCAGCUGCUGAUUGCAUGGCUGCACGGCAGGACAGGACAGAACACUGUGGAGAAAAUUCUUGUCAUAAUAUCAGUCGACUCUGACGACAUCAGAUCUUCAAUCGUCAGCAGUUUGAGCCACGCCGCUGGUGCUGCUGUAACUGCACUUUGUCCUGAGGAGGACAAGAAAAAACUUAACGGUGCCAGUGUGGUCAGCAGCACAUGCGACAGUGUGUGUGUGGUGGUGUAUGAGCAGCACGUAGGGCCUGACUUCCCCUGGAGCUGUUUCUCUCUGGUGGUGGAGUAUGACAAUCCAGGCCAGUCGCCAUGGGUGAACGUGUGCAAAGAGAGGAGCAUCAGUCACCUCGCCUUCAACACAAUCCUCUCCGACACUGAAAAGGAAAAAGCCUCGUGGUGCCUGGAGGACAAUGUGCCAUAUGUUUUGUCAGUGACAGAGGGGCUUCUUAACUGUCCACUGCUGCUACAGACACUCGAGUCAGGGUUUAAUAUAACUGUGCUUGAGAGGAGCCACUGUCCGUCCCUGCAGAUGCUCGGAGGAACCCAUCACUACGCUGUAAUCACGGUGGACGAAAGCACAGCUAUUGUCAUUCAGGAGCAGGAUGAACUUUGUCAGGAGAGAGCCAGUGAGGGAGUAGUGAUGAGGCUCACUGCUCUCUCUUUGCAGUACAACUGCUGUUGGCUUAUCCUGCACUGUAGCGACAGCCAUGGAGGAGGAUUUUCCAGCGAGGCGUUUAGCAACUUGGUGUUGGUUUAUUCGUCUCUGGUGCUCUUCAGUAUGAAGUUUGAGGAUCUAGACGUCAAGGUGCUGAUUGUGUCUGACGUGACUGAAAUAGCCAAAUGGAUCAGCCAGAUCUGCUUCCACAGCCUGAUGGCCAGUAAGAAGGACCCUGUGGACUACCUGGACAGAGACUGGCUGACUGUGAUUCCCUCAGAGGAGGAAAAGUGUCUGAUGCAGUUCCCAUGUAUUAACCCUCUGGUUAGUCAGCUAAUGCUGAACAGAGCUCCAUCCAUCCAGUGGCUCCUGGGGGCCUCACUGUCUCAGCUAAUGGAGCUGCUCCCUGAGGUGCCACAUAAAGUUCUCAAGCUGUUCAAUGACACCACCUCCCUGUACACACUGACCCCAGCGCAGCCAGAAGCUCAGACAUUCAUCACUGAGACAGACCAACAGAGCAGUCCACCAAACAGCUCCUGCACCACCACUGCUCACCCCGAACACAUGAACCCUGAUCCACAGCCAGAACCCCCCAUCAACCCCCACCCAGAACUAUUCUGUAGUGACCACAACACCAGCUUCCUGUUCGGAGCUGAUCGCAGCUUCUGUCAACCAGACCCAGGCUCAGUGGUGCAGGAGAGCAACACAGAUUUCAGACUCGACCUGAGUUCUUCCUUUGGCAGCCCAGAUGUUCACCUCCAGAGGAGUUGGAACAGCAGGGAUCCAUGGCAAGAGGAGGACAGAGGCAGAGAGGAGGUGGCGUUUUCUGGCUGGAGACGCAGAGCUGGGGCAGUGGGGAGAGUUGUUGUAAGAGUGAACGAUGAGUGGGCACAGAAAGCUCCUACAAACCUCUACGCAGACACUCCUGGAGUCCACCUGGACAGUCCUUUCAAGCUGGACUCUGCGUUCAGUUACAGCCCCGUCCUGCAGCAGCCGGUCAACAGUCAGAUGUCCUCGUACUCUACAGUCUACACUGACCUCCAGCAUCCAGAAAACCCCCACAUUUCCUAUGGUCCGAGCCCUCCUCCAAAGGCCACGCCGUGGAGUCAAAAUCAAAGCAGCUUAAAAUGUCUUAAUAAUAGAGAGGCAACGACUUUUUCAACUAACUAUGGCUCCAAAUGCUGGAUAGGACAAGAGAGGAAAAGAAGGGGUGAGGCUGCAGGUUUUGUUGGGACAGUGGUGACACCAGUGAAAAGGGGGAGGUUAAGCUAUGAGAAGGUGCCCGGCCGAAGUGACGGACAGACGAGACUUAAAUUGUUUUAGUCAUGAAUGCUUUUUUUUCUUGAAAAGACAAGAAUUUGUUAAAUUAAAGUUAUUAAUUGCAUAGUUGGAGUUAUCAUUCAGGUAAAAUUACGUUUUACUUUGCCUGGUUUGAUUUUUUGGAUAAAACAGUUUUGGCAUAUAUUCUAUUUUUAAUAAGUAAUAGUGCCCUUGUCCGUUCCUGUUUUAUUUUUUUAAAGAAU